CUCCAGAAUGUGAAAUACCACACAGCCGGAAUAACAUGACUGCAUGACUUUACUUCUCUUCUCCAAAAGGUGUUGCUCGUGACAGAGCCUCCUCUCAUGGGCCUCGGAGAUGGCAGGUAUCGGCUGUUGCACCUGAUGUCACGUCUCGUGUGUUGAUACUCUCUUGACAACCGCGGACCGGACACCUUUACACAGGGGGCCACCAUGCCCAUCACGCUGCUGUGGGCCGUGGAUGUGUACGGCAGGGUGUACAGCCUCUCCACGGCUGGGCAGCGCUGGGAGCGAGCUGAUGACCUGCUGCUGGAGCUGAAGCGUGUCACGGCGGGGAAGGGGCGCUGCUGGGGCAUCGGCUGUGACCACCAUGUUUACCUCAACAUGAUGCCCAGUGAGACCUCCAUCCGCUACCGGGAGGAGACCUAUGAAAACCAGAGGUGGAACCCGGUGGACAGCUUCACGGACACCCUGCUGCCCACCGACCGCUGGCCGUGGAGCGACGUGACCGGGUUGAACCCUCAACCGCUGCACAGCUUUGAGCUUCCCUCCCGCAGCUGGGAUUGGGAGGGAGACUGGUAUGUGGAUCAGAGCUGUGGAGAAACCAACCAGACUGGGGGCUGGGAGUACGCAGUGGACUUUCCUGCCAACUUCUCCCCGGACAAGAAGUGGAACUCUUGUGUUCGUCGCAGGCGGUGGAUCCGCUACAGGAGAUACACAGCGCAGGGCACCUGGGCAAAGAUCCCUAUGGACAACCCCGGGAAGCCGCCGCUGCCGCUCUGUGACAUAAGCUGCGGUGGUUGGGAGAUGAGUGACCAGUCUGGAAGGUAUCCCUACCUCUGGGGCGUGUCCCAACAGGGAGAGGUGUGGUUCAGGGAGGGCAUCCACCCUCGGGUCCCAGAGGGCUCCGGAUGGGAGGAGGUAGAAGUGCCCAAGGAGGUGGCUCAGAUAUCGGCCGGCCCCGGAGACCUGCUGUGGGCAUUACUGUGGGAUGGGAACCUGCUGGUCCGAACUGGCCUCAGCCUGGACAGCCCGAUUGGCACAUCGUGGGUGGAGGUGGAAUCACCAGGAAAGGAGGUUGAAGCGCUUCACGUGGCCGUUGGAGUCAGUGUGGUCUGGGUGCUCACUAAAGACUACAAGGUGUGGUUCAGGCGUGGCGUGAACUCCCACAACCCCUGUGGCUCCGGCUGGAUCAGCAUCGGAGGGGAGAUGAUGGUGGUGGACGUAGGACUCAAUGAACAGGUGUGGGCGGUGGGUGAGGACCGAGGCCUGUAUUUCAGAAUGGGUGUGACGUUGUCUGAACCAAGCGGGACCGGCUGGAUUCCUGUUUCUGCCCAAUGGGGGAAUAAUAAAGAGGUCAACCCACCCAGGAAGGAGUGUGAGUUUGGUGGCCCGCUGACUGAGGCCUCAAAAGGCUCCGUCCUGAGCUGCACGGACUCCGACUCAGAGUUGGGUCCUAAUGAUCCACAAAACAGCACUGCAGACACCCCAGUCCUGGAGGCAGCAGCUUCCUCUGUUGUCCCUUUAGGUGGAGCCGACUCCCCUACACCUCCCCUGAACACAGAGGAACCUCCAUCGGUCUCGCAACAGGAUGCCCCAAAAACAUUUAUCCCAGCAAGCGACAGCUUCAUCAACAGCCUGGUGUCGGACCGUGACAAAACCUCCACUCCCCAACCCGCCAUCGCAGAGCUACCGCAGGAAGAAGUCAAGGAAUCGUCCCCAGCUCCGAUACUCCCGACCCCGGAGACCGUAGGACACGACGUCCCCUGGAUGAAUGUGGAUUUGGAGGGAGCAGAAGCAGCUCGAUGUGCGGGGGCGGCGGGGCCCUCGUCGGGCGCCCGGGGGACUCUGGAGACCUCUCAGGGUGUUGGAGAAGAUGAUGCACCGGUGUGGACCUGGAUCUCCGGUGGAGGCUGCGAUGUGGACGCAAGUUCACAGAUCAGCUGGCUGAGUCCCACAGAGAUAAACUGUGCGUGUCGUCUCUAUGGUUGUCUGUCUGUCUGUCCGUCUAAAUGUCUGACUUGUCUGUCAGGUCCUCUCACCAGCUCCCUGUCACUGACUCCAGUCCAGUCAGCAGCCUGGAGCGAACAGCAGCAGCAGCAGCAGCAGCAGCAGGAGCACAGAGAGGAGAUCAGCAAGAAACCGCUGGAGAGAAGCCACUCGGUGUGGGUGCGUAAAGGUGCGUUGCGCUGGUGGAGAGACUGGAAGCCUCAGCGCUGGGUGGAUGUGGGUGUUGCUCUCGAGCAGUCCACCAAGUCUGACGGCAGGAAGGACAGCAUUUUCUUUGUCUACUACACACAGUAUGAUGAGAAAAAGUACCUUCAUGUGUUUAUACAUGAAGUGACAGCGCUGGUUCCGGUGUCCAUGGACUGCCACUAUGCCUUCGCUGUGUACACCACCCAAAGGACCAAACAGAGGUGGCCUCUGGUUCUGGCAGCACAAACUGAAAAGGACAUGAACGACUGGUUGUGCCUGUUGUCUGACUGUUGCUGUGAGUGCAGAGGGAUCACAGGACCCCCAUCCAGACAGGCCCUGUGGUCCACCACCUCAAAGGGAGACAUCGUGGUCCACGAGCCGUCCUUCACUCUGGAAGCCCAUGCACAGACACUGGCCUGUGACCUCAUGUUCUGGCGGCAGGUCCCGGGUCACCUGCGCUGCGUAGAGUCUAACAGUCUGGGGCUGGUGUGGGGCAUCGGGUGGGACGGCACCGCCUGGGUCUACAGCGGGCGCUAUGAGCAACAGCCCAACCCGGCAGAUGCAGUUCAGAUUCAGCAGCAGACUGAUGUGAGGAGUGUCCAUGUGUAUGAGAAUCAAAGGUGGAACCCGAUGACAGGAUAUGCAGACAAAGGACUUCCUACUGACCGCCCUAUGUGGAGUGAUGAGAGUGGACUUAAGGAGUGCACCAAAGGAAACACACACCCGCCCUCCCCUCAGUGGUCCUGGGUGUCAGAGUGGGCUGUGGACUGCAGCGUCCCUGGAGGAACAGACAAAGAAGGCUGGCAGUACGCUGCAGACUUCCCUACGACGUUUCAUGGCCACAAAACCAUGAAAGACUUUGUGAGGCGCAGAAGAUGGACGAGGAAGUGUAAAAUCAUAUUAAGAGGUCCAUGGCAGCAGGUCCCACCCAUCCAUCUGACCGACAUCUCUCUGAUGCCAUGCCUGGCCCAGAGCAGCAUGGAGCAGGUCCCCGUCUGGGCCCUCAGCGACAAGGGAGACGUCCUGUGUCGCCUGGGUGUUAGCACCCAAAAUCCUGCGGGCAGCUCCUGGCUGCACGUUGGCACAGACCAGCCCUUUAAGUCCAUCUCUAUCGGCGGAGCAAACCAGGUGUGGGCCAUCGCAAAGGACGGAGAGGUGUUCUACAGAGGGUCCGUCUCCCCACAAAACCCUGCAGGAGAAUGCUGGUACCACAUCCCGUCGCCCCCCAGGCAGACUCUCAGACAGCUGUCUGUCGGGAGGACCUCUGUCUUUGCUGUGGAUGAAAACAGUAACUUGUGGUUCAGACAGGGCCUCACCCCCAGCUACCCUCAGGGCUCAGCCUGGGAGCUCAUCUCUAACAACGUCACCAAGGUUUCUGUGGGACCGCUAGACCAGGUGUGGAUCGUAGCAGAGGGAGUUCCAGGCUUCCCGGCUGAGACUCCUGGAGCUGUCUGCCACAGACUGGGGGUGGGACCCAUGCAGCCCAAGGGCCAGUCCUGGGACUAUGGUAUAGGGGGCGGAUGGGAGCACGUCAGCGUGAGGGGGAACUCAGCAGAGGCUCCUCGCGCCCCCCAUCCUCCUCCUGUCGGACCCCCACGCAGCCCGCUGCCCCCACGGCCUCCCACACAAGUGAACGGGAACGCUGUGGGUGUGUAGCGCCGUCUCAGCCCCCACCUCCUCCUCCUCCUCCGCCCUGUUUGUGCCUGGAUCCACCUCUGUCUCCUCAGACCAUUCCCACGGGCCCUUAUUAUCCCUUCAUGGAAAGGGGAAGCACAGUCGUACCACUGAGCGAUGGAUGAAUGUUACUUCCUGGCUUGUUUUCCCGGGAAGAAGUCACGUCAGUACGCAGUGAUGACAAAACAGAAAAGGGAGCACAAGAGCUUUUAAUGGAUCUUGAUGUCUUGUGGGAUAAAAAAUGUAAAAGUGAGUGCAUGUGUUUGCUCUAAUUAGGCUUUGGGUGUUUUGGGAUCUAGCAAUAGCUAUUAUUCAUCUAUACCAUAUCCUGUGAAAACCUGAAAGGUGGGACUCUUUGAUAAAGGGCUAAGGCUUGGCUACUAAACUAACUAAACUAACUUCAAACACACGAUCCCACUGUAGCCUAAAUAGUCUCAGUUACUAGAAUCUUGUUUUGUUUUUGUUUGUUUUUGGCCUGUUAUACAUUUGCAUGUGGUUUCAAUUAUUUAUUUAUUUAUUAUGCAUUUGUUGAAUUUUGUUCCUCCAUAUGUUUUGACCUAUUAUAUGUUUGCAAUGGAGUGUUUUUAGCCCAUAUUGACAAACCUUCCAAAUAUUGAAGGCUUUUUCCAAAAAUCGUCAUACUUCACAAUGCGUUCUUAAUUACGGGCAAUUGCAGAGUAACACUAAAAAUCCAUUCGACAUCAAAACCUACAUCAUGACACGUCUCUAUCCUCCUGCAAUAAGGAAAGUUCUUCCUGUCAGUAUUAUAUCCAUCUACAUAACUGCGACUGUUGCAAUUCCACAGCAGCCCUGGAUGUCACCAUGCAUUGGCAUUAAUCUUCCGAGGGCAUUGAAAUGUGAAAUAAAAGUCUAAAAUAUACAAAUUUAUGUUUGGACAUAAUUUCAGUCUCUCAGGAAAACAAGUUGAUAGCAGUUUGAGGGGAAAGCAGACAGUUAUUCACCUGACUUGGAUGUUUUUUAUUUCAGUAAAUGGACUGCAAGGCUGAAAGUUUCAUUCAUAAAAACGGAACAUAAAACAGUUUUCUUAGGCAUCCAGCCAGAAUUCAACCAGGGACGUAGCAGUUAUAUUGUAUGAUCUUAAACACUUGGCUACUGAACGCCACACAGAACAGCCCAUUACUGACCCCUGGGAC
Anoplopoma fimbria (sablefish) is the source of this 5015-nucleotide messenger RNA. RefSeq names its product tectonin beta-propeller repeat containing 1b (gene tecpr1b). Bases 205 to 3843 code for a protein of 1212 amino acids. The record is from RefSeq and is a predicted model, not a curated record. Gene Ontology annotation, cellular component: membrane. The transcript is spliced from 26 exons. Lineage: Eukaryota; Metazoa; Chordata; Actinopteri; Perciformes; Anoplopomatidae.